This is a messenger RNA of Mus pahari (shrew mouse), 2385 nucleotides long. RefSeq lists its product as uncharacterized. The transcript has 3 exons. NCBI's taxonomy places the organism in Eukaryota, Metazoa, Chordata, Mammalia, Rodentia, Muridae. The record is from RefSeq and is a predicted model, not a curated record. The coding region runs from base 490 to 906 and encodes 138 amino acids.
AAUCGGGACGUUCACUCGGGGUGUGCUCACUCCAUGCCACCCUCUUGGAGACACUUGGGUGAGCCUUUAGUUCAUGCAGAGCUCUGGGCCGCGAUUCGCCAGCUCCAGGGCCUUGAGAAUGUUGCUUCAUUCCCUGCCAGUUACCCCAUCAGUAAAAUACCAUGGUGAGUCAGUUCCCUCCGAGGGCGACUGGGAGGCAUGGUGGAGUAAUGUGGGGAAGGCAGUAAAAGAACCUAAUAAUCUGCACAAUAAACAAUGCGGUCCUUCUCAUUAUUUGAAUCGAACAACUGCAGAAACUGUGGAGCUGGACAGGGCGCUUGCAGUUUCCGGGAUCUCAGGUAACUGUGGAAAGUAAACCAGAAGCUCAUCACCAGCAGCAGCCAGCAGCGACUGCGGCGCUCCUAAGACCUUCACCAUAGGUCUCUCAACUCAAACUCCACUCUGCCCCUCCUGGUGACCACUCCUACCAGAGAGUAGGUGGGACAGCCAAUGGCUCAAGAUGAUGGUUCAGCCUCCCCAGCAUUGGGAUUUCAGGUUGUAAAAAGUGAAGAUUUCCCAGGUCUCCGAGAAGGACUAAGUGUAAGGUUACUAACCCUUGCUGUAAUGCUACCCCGGCCCUUCUUCGCCUUAUGGUCAGUGACUCAGAAGGAUCUCAAAUCCUCAAGGGAAUGGGAGGGCUUCGGGGCACCCGCGGGCUGGAACGCGCCUCCUUUUGGGCUUCGGUUUUCAAGCGUGAGAACGCCGGGUGACGUCAGGGCCCAGGUGUUCCCGGGAGCGCGCGCUCCUGGCGCAGCGCGAUCCCGGGAGCGGACUCUCGGGACAGGGAGGCGCAGUCCCCAGGGCUCGCUCCCGUGUGCGCUCCGGGACGCCCCGCGCCGCGCUGACUUACCCAGAAGUUCCCCUUGAACAGUGAGCCCGUCAUGCCGGCGCUGGGCUGGGAGCGGAGGACGGAGGGCGGCUGAGAUCGGCGGAGAGCGGGAGGACAGCGGGAGGACGGUCGGAUCGCGCCGAGAGCUCAGACUGUCAGGGACAAGGUCCAGCCGCAACUUCGGAGUUCCACUGUCGCCCCGGGAAGCCGCCCCGGGUCCUAAACCACGCCCGAUUGCGCCGCCCCGCGCCCCGCCCGCCUGCCCGCCCGCCCGCCUGCCGGCUCCGCGCACCUGCAGAGGGCCACCCGCCCUGGCCCUAGGGCGCGGCCGGUCCAGCAGCUCUGCGGGGGGCGGUGGCCAGUCCGAGCCCCAGCCUGCGGGACGUCUGGACGACCGACAGAACCGGUCCUUCUUCCUCCCGUUGCCCACUCGACUCUUCCCACCAAACCCUCUCGACCUAGAAAUUCAGACUGGAUCAGUAGAAACCCUAGGAGAUGCUUAAAACGUAGGAAGGCCUUCGCCUAUGGUGCUAAUGCUACAAGGAAUGGAGCGCACGCACCGCCCGGGAGGGGACUGCAAGCUUUAGUCUAAAAUGUCAAUUAAAAUGCGUUAUCCGUGUUUCCUUUUAACUUUGCAUAUCUUAAUCUAAACUCAGUUGAGGUGUCUUUACCACCUGUCUCACCCGGCAGUAAAAGCCAGGCUGCUUUCUGCUCCCUCUAGGUUCCAACUCUCCUCAGAUAGAAAAACAGAGGCUCACACCGGUAAUCCCAGUACUGAGGGAGCUGAGACUGAAGAAUGUGAGUUCAAGCCCAGCCUGGGCUACAGUCUGAGGUUUUUUCCUCAUAAACAGACAAACCAAAUAGGACUCCAGGGCACGUCAAACUCCUCCUUGCUUGGUAAUAGACGAAGUUCUCUGUUCAGUGUGCCCAGCGUCCAGCCUGAAACUCAAGAGAGCUAAAAGAUUGCCCAGGUUCACACUUAUGUAGGGGAUGGAGAGACCAAAGCUAGAAAAGUCUGUCCUUCUUAACAGGGCCAAUGUCUUUCUGGGUAAGAAGUGUUCGUAGGGAAGAGAGUGAAGGUUAAGUUGCCAAGGCUGACAUCGAGCCAGUUCCCCGUCAUGCAUUCGCCUCUGCAGCAGAUUCUAGUUAGAUCCUGGCACAGCACAUGACAAUCUUGGGAUGACUAGAAGCGCUCACAGGUUUCUGCUCAGUAACUCUACUCCCAAGUCCUACCAGUAGGGCCAUCUGUAACGACAGGGAUGCGCGAGAGCCCCCAGCCCUGUUACUCUCCAAGGACAAGCAUCCAUCAACCAGGUUCUUCACUGAGGUUAGGGGACUGGCUGAUUUAAAAGAGGACUUGGGCUCAAUUUCCAGUAGCCACAUGGCAGCUAACAGCAAUCCUUAACUCCAGAUUCAAGGACUCUGACACCCACUUAGUAUGUUUUCCUAACAAGGGCAUGCAGGUGGUGCACAGACAUAUAUGCCUGCGAAACACCCAUACAUGUAAAAUAAUAAAA